UGUAGGAAAGUUAUAGAGUUCACAAACUAUGAGAACAGUACACGAUAUAUCCCCCAAAUGUCAGGACAGGUACAGAAUCCCCCAAAUGUUCAGAAAAACAGUAACAGAUAUCCCCCGAAAAGUCAGAACAGUACAGAUAUUCCGCCCAAAUUUCAGAAACAGUUCAGAUAAUCCCCCAAAUGUCAGGGACAUGACAGAUAUCCCCCAAAUGUCAGGACAGUACAGAUAUUCCCCCAAAUGUCAGAAACUAGAGAUGAGCGAAUUAUUCAAAAAAUUCGGUUCGGCUGAUUCGCCG
Molecule: messenger RNA, 295 nt
Organism: Staurois parvus
Lineage: Eukaryota; Metazoa; Chordata; Amphibia; Anura; Ranidae
Source: the annotation of a GenBank genome assembly